AUGGAUCGACACGCGACACCUCCCUUCUCAUUGCGCCUAGUCUAUCGCACCGGUGCAUUCCACCGACCGGACGAAUUUACCGACAUCGCCCUACCACCUCACAUAACCAUUCACACCUGGUCCGACUGCACCCUCACCGAGCUCUCGCACCACCUCGCCGCCGCAUCGCCCCCUCUUCUUCCCGAACCCGCUAUCGGCACAAGGCUUGCAUUCCGGCUCAUCUUCCCAGAUACGCGUAAUGCAUCCCAAAUCCCGCGCUACCUCGUCAAAGAUCUCGGGAGUGUCGUGCUCGGCGAUGGCGGGCCUGGGCUGGAUCCCAGCGACGUUGCGGCCGAAAAGCAGCUUGAGGGUGCCGAUGCGGCCAAGACACUGAGUGAUGCGCGCUUUGUCGUGGGCGACUUCGUGUCGGUAGCUAUACUGCCGCCCCUUAGCGAUGGGAGUGUGGCUCCGGCAACGAGCGCAAGAAUGGGCAGGGGAGUGGGUGCGGGAGAAGCAAGGGCCAUUGUGGGUGUUUCCCCGAUAGUUGCGAGCGCCAGAGACCGGGAUAGGGACAGGGAAAUGGACACACAGAUUGGGUUCGGAAUGCGGACUGGCAGAGGUAGAGGGCGAGGAGGUAUUGAUGGCUUUGGGCGGGGUCGUGGAUUCCCGGAGGGAGAAUGGAGGAGGGGUGAAAGACUGCCAGACGCGCCUAUACGAGCCAGGGGGCGAGGCCGAUUUUGA
Messenger RNA from Pseudomassariella vexata, 720 nucleotides. Its product is annotated as Sin3 associated polypeptide p18-domain-containing protein. Gene Ontology annotation, molecular function: transcription factor binding; transcription corepressor activity. Gene Ontology annotation, biological process: negative regulation of DNA-templated transcription. The coding region runs from base 1 to 720 and encodes 239 amino acids. Gene Ontology annotation, cellular component: nucleus. The transcript has 2 exons. The record is from RefSeq and is a predicted model, not a curated record. Lineage: Eukaryota; Fungi; Ascomycota; Sordariomycetes; Amphisphaeriales; Pseudomassariaceae.